This is a messenger RNA of Metarhizium album ARSEF 1941, 1038 nucleotides long. RefSeq lists its product as uncharacterized. The coding region runs from base 1 to 1038 and encodes 345 amino acids. The transcript is spliced from 4 exons. NCBI's taxonomy places the organism in Eukaryota, Fungi, Ascomycota, Sordariomycetes, Hypocreales, Clavicipitaceae. The record is from RefSeq and is a predicted model, not a curated record.
AUGGCCCAGUACCGCAACAGCAUAGUCGCCUGCACCGUCAUCCUGCUCGUCGUCAACAGCCUUGCCGUGGCCGCCCGCCUGUACUCGCGGCUGCGCAUCACCAGAUCGUUCGGCGUCGACGAUGUGAUGCUGUGUUUGACUUAUGUGGGAUACAUCAUCCUAUGCGGCCUCAGCUUCACGGCCUUGCACUACGGCUACGCAGCCGAGGACAACAAACCGUACUCGACCCUGCAACCGCACUACAGUCCGGCAAAGGCGAAGCAGUUCUACUUCGCCAACCAACUGACCAUCUACAUCGACUCGGGCCUGGUCAAGCUCGCCGUGGCGCUCGUACUGAUGCGCAUCGUCAACACAAAGAGAAUGCGAUGGCUCCUCAUUGGGUCCAUGGGCGUCGUCGUUGUUUGGACCACCGUCAUGACCAUCUACUCGUCGUAUCUCUGUGCCAAGGCCGGGACAAGCAAUUACGCCGGCUCCAAGACGUGCAAUUUCGUCGGGUACUUUCGUACGAGCACCAACAUCAUCAUUGACUACUUUUACGCCCUGCUGCCUGUGUACAUCCUGUGGAACGUCAAGAUGCGGCCCAUUUUGAAGCUGAGCGUUGUGUUUCUGCUGGGCUUGGGUAUUUUCGCCAGCGCUUCCACCAUUGUCAAGCUCAUCAUAAUCAUCCGCCUGAACCACGCCAAGGGCGACGAAGUCGAACACCUACACUACCAGCUCCUCCUCUGGGCCGACGCCGAGCUGGGGCUGGCCAUCUUCGCCGCCUCGCUGGCCGCCGUGCGUCCGCUGCUGUCCAAGCUUCGCGUCCUCGGGCUGCACAAACGCAGCACGAACCGGUCCUCGUUGGUCCGCCAAGCGGCCGGCAGCAGCGAUGCGACGGGGCCGUACAAGGAGAUCCACGACACGAGUUCGGUAGCCAACGGCGGGAAGCACGGGACCAAGAGCUAUAUCCACCACCAGGUGGUGAUUGACAUUGAGAGCCACGAGAUGGGGGCCACCGAUUCGGCCAGCACGAGAGGAGGGGCCAAGGCCAGUCUGUGA